AUGGAAGAACUUAAGUUUAAUGUGGAGACUGUUAAUUUAGAUGGAGAUAAUGAUAUAGAACUAAUGAACAUUAAAGCUAUUGGAGAAAUGGUGCCUCUAAAACCAACUUCAAAAGAUGCUAAGGAUAAGAAUAACCAGGAAAAUUUGGAUUCAUCAUCUGAUUUAAUCUCAAAUAUUUUAAAUUUAAUAAACCCAAUCUAUUGGACAAGUACUAAAGGUUAUUUUGAUGUAACAACAAGUGAAGUUAAAAGACGUAUAGUUAAGAGUUUUGAAAUUUCUAAGGAUAAGAAUAGCCUUAAUCAUAUUUGGCGUGGAAUAACGAAUAAUAAUAUAACUUUUCAAGAUGAUAAGGGGGAUUUUGAAAUGUUCUAUUGUAAAAGUUUAGAUGAAUCAAAAAAAAGCGAUUUAUAUGGACCAUUAUGGAUAGGAGUUACACUGUCACUUAUUAUUGGCAUGUAUUCAAGUAUACUACCACGAAUUGGUACAAAUUAUAUGAUGCCUGCUGAAAUAGGUAAACUCCCAUCCUCUUUCUCUAUCAUAUUUUCUUAUAUAAUGGGUUCUGCAAUUUCCAAUUACUUUUUUCUUUGGUAUAAAUGUGAUUAUACACCACUGACACUACUUUUGAGUAUAUAUGGAUAUAGUUUAAGUCCUCUAGUACCAGGAUUUAUACUAUAUAUAUUUUUGCCAAUGAAGUUCUUAAAUUGGCUUGUACUAAUUUUUUGUUAUUCAAUAAGUAUUUUGUUUAGAUAUGACUCUCUAUAUAUCAAGGGAAAAAAGCAGCAUAAUGGUUUAACAUCAUUGAGUGUACUAAUUAUACCCGAUUUAAUACUAUUAUUGGCUUUGAAGAUAUUUAUCAUGAAUUACUGA
Messenger RNA from Cryptosporidium muris RN66, 867 nucleotides. RefSeq names its product Yip1 domain-containing protein. The coding region runs from base 1 to 867 and encodes 288 amino acids. The record is from RefSeq and is a predicted model, not a curated record. Lineage: Eukaryota; Apicomplexa; Conoidasida; Eucoccidiorida; Cryptosporidiidae. Gene Ontology annotation, molecular function: small GTPase binding. The transcript has a single exon. Gene Ontology annotation, biological process: vesicle-mediated transport. Gene Ontology annotation, cellular component: Golgi apparatus; membrane.